ACAAACGCCGACGCCGAUGCUGCUGCGGACGGCUGCAUAUAGGAAUUUCAUAUUUGCGACCUGCGAAACCAACAAUGCUGGGGAUAAUAUGGACGCGCCAAGGAUACCGCCUCAGUAGGCCCACGAGCCGCUGUCAGUUCAAAAAUCACUACUCAGUCCUCCGCGACCCAGUAUUUGAACGCGUAGACGUGCCCUGCGGCGUCAGUACUCCUAUCACCAUAAAAAUUCACAACCCUCCUUCCAGUACACCCCUCCCAAUCCUCCUUUACAUAACCACCACCCCGCCUUCCUCCCCUCCUCCUCCCACCCCAUUCCCUCUUCUCUCCCAGUCACACACCACAGUCCACAUCUCCCCCCCUCCAUCCCUCUUUCCGCAACCCCUCCACAAGCUGAUGUACGCAUGGACACACGUCCUCUCUCUCCUGCGCCCGCCGCAAACACGUCGAUAUGCCCAGCCACAGCAUCACUACCCGCCGAUAGCACUCUAUGGUUCCUCUAUCGGCGGCAGCACCGCCGGUGGAACAGGCGGCUCUCUCGCCACAGCGCUUGCGCUCACAGAGGCGCUGGCUGCGCGGGGCGUGGGCAGAUACCCCUCCGCGUUAGUCACAGCAGACUCCAUCUUCGACUGCUCGCCUCUCGCCAUCGCCUCCUUACACCCUGACGCUGGUAUCUCCUCACCCACAGCCCUCAAGAUCAGGGACCUCUUCUCCUCACCCCCCUCAACGCUCGACCCCCUCGCCUCACCCCUCCUCCUCUUCCGCGGCUCAGCGUUCCACUCCUCCGCCUUUCCGGGGUCUUGGGCUCCAAACCCGACGAUUCUGCCGGGGUUGUUCGAUAUGGACUCGGACUCAGGCUUUUCGGACUCGAUGAGUGAGGUGGACUCUGACUUUGACUUUUCAGAGUCGAUGAGCUCACCCAGCUUAAUGACCUCGCCAUCUCAACCCGCCGAGUCGCAGCGUGAUAACGAUGCGCCGAUAGACGAUGACCCGACACGACCGCAGAAGAGGAGUUAUCUCAAGUUCCCCCCUGCGAAUUCGGGGUUGAGGCUUCCGAUGUGUAAUUUCCAAAUCUCCCACCCCGCGCCACCAUCACCGCCGUCGAGACCGAAAAAAGGCAGCAAGUUCGCACCGCUAGCGCCUAGAGAUGAGCCGCUAGAGGUGGCACAAGCUCAAUUAAUGGCGUCAGCUAUCAAUCGCUCCGUGAGGAUGGGUUAUGAUACACCCCUUUCUCGACGAGGAGAUGAAGACGGGGAUGGGGAUGAGAGGGCUGUUGUUUCGGAGCUAGAAGGGGAGGGGGGUGUGGAAGAGCGGGGGGCGGUUGGGGCGAGGGAGUGGUUAAGGGAUACUAUGGAUUGGCGGUGAAGUGUCAGUGAGAGAACUUGGAGCUGGUGCUUGAGGAUGGGGAGUUGGGAUGUAAGAUUUAUAUGAGUGGCUUGGGUUGGUUAAUGUUGUUUUCCCGAUGUGGAUUUGAGCCAUUGGCGUUAUGUGGGACGUUGGGCGAGAUGGGGUUUAGGACUCGAGUUUGGGUGGGAUGGGCGGUGGGAUGGAUGGGAAGGGAAGGAAAUAGAUUACGGGGGAGUUAGUAGGGGAUGUAAGAUAAGAUGCAGGAUGUACUAUAUGUAAGUAAAUAUACAAACGA
Messenger RNA from Pseudogymnoascus verrucosus, 1638 nucleotides. RefSeq lists its product as uncharacterized. Bases 75 to 1361 code for a protein of 428 amino acids. NCBI's taxonomy places the organism in Eukaryota, Fungi, Ascomycota, Leotiomycetes, Thelebolales, Thelebolaceae. The record is from RefSeq and is a predicted model, not a curated record. The transcript is spliced from 2 exons.